AUGGACAAGCCUAUGUUUGGGAUGAAAUACUUCACGCCACUCGAGAAAAUCGUUCACGCAUUUCAUAUGGAGGAAAUGUGGGAAAUGAUUCAUCACGAAUACGUGAAUCUCAAAUCGAAUCCACCGACAAAAGAUGCUUUUGAAUGCGCGAUGGACGUCGAAAGAAACGGUGUUCUAGAAAUGUUUCGCUUUCUCGCAUUUCGAGAACCCGAGGCUGCUUUGAGAUUGAAGAAGAAACAGGGAAAUGAUCCUCGGAAAAAGGAGAGUUCAGCUCAUGAGCACAGG
Molecule: messenger RNA, 285 nt
Organism: Mesorhabditis belari
Lineage: Eukaryota; Metazoa; Nematoda; Chromadorea; Rhabditida; Rhabditidae
Source: the annotation of a GenBank genome assembly